Blastomyces dermatitidis ER-3 is the source of this 333-nucleotide messenger RNA. RefSeq lists its product as uncharacterized. Gene Ontology annotation, molecular function: transmembrane protein transporter activity. The record is from RefSeq and is a predicted model, not a curated record. Bases 1 to 333 code for a protein of 110 amino acids. The transcript has a single exon. Gene Ontology annotation, biological process: protein insertion into mitochondrial inner membrane. Gene Ontology annotation, cellular component: TIM22 mitochondrial import inner membrane insertion complex. Lineage: Eukaryota; Fungi; Ascomycota; Eurotiomycetes; Onygenales; Ajellomycetaceae.
AUGUCCUACGACACUCCCCUAACCCCGCAAGGCCGCGAACUCUCCACACUGCCCGUCCGCGAACAACUCCGGCGUGGCUUCAAAGACAUGGGCAGCCGCUCCUACAGCUCCGCGAGAAACUUUGCCGUCGUCGGCGCCAUCUUCAGCGGGACGGAGUGCUGCAUUGAAGGGCUGCGAGCGAAGAACGAUCUGGCGAACGGGGUUGCGGCGGGUUGUAUUACCGGCGGGGUGCUGGGGGCGAAGGCGGGGCCGCAGGCGGCAAUGCUGGGGUGUGCUGGGUUUGCAGCGUUUAGUGCGGCGAUUGAUGCGUGGAUGAGGCAGCCGUCGGAUUAG